AUGGGUCCGCGAAUUGUUCGCCACAGUUUCUUCAUGCAAAACUUCCGAUUAGGAUACAAAUUGAAAUUGUUUUGCGAAGCCCACGGAAAUCCCUUACCGGAUCUGCGAUGGUACAAGGAUGGCGUUGAAAUCCCAGGGCGAGGCGAAAUUCGGAUUCGCAAUCAAGUCAGUAACAAUUCGAUCGCUUCUCAUUUGGACAUUGAUCCAGCCCGAAUGCGAGAUGCCGGUGAAUACGAGUGCGUGGCAAACAACACUUACGGAUAUCAUCUUCAACAUAUCCGUGCCCAAAUACGUCUCUAA
Haemonchus placei is the source of this 300-nucleotide messenger RNA. The record is from the annotation of a GenBank genome assembly. NCBI's taxonomy places the organism in Eukaryota, Metazoa, Nematoda, Chromadorea, Rhabditida, Trichostrongylidae.